Messenger RNA from Zootoca vivipara (common lizard), 2238 nucleotides. RefSeq names its product snail family transcriptional repressor 1 (gene SNAI1). The record is from RefSeq and is a predicted model, not a curated record. Gene Ontology annotation, biological process: regulation of DNA-templated transcription. Gene Ontology annotation, molecular function: RNA polymerase II cis-regulatory region sequence-specific DNA binding; DNA-binding transcription factor activity, RNA polymerase II-specific. Lineage: Eukaryota; Metazoa; Chordata; Lepidosauria; Squamata; Lacertidae.
ACCUGCUAGAAAAAGCCGAGACUCCGGACCCCUCCCUGCCUCUGCCCAUUGGCUGCCAAGUGACACCGGGGGGCGGAUCCGCCUCGCCCCCUGUCGCCCGGCCCAUAUUUAGCCGGUGGCGCUGGCGCUUUGACCGCUUAGCUCGCAGCACGCCGACUGGUCGCGGAGAGGUUUAAUUUCUUUUGCAGUCUUCCUUUAGAAACGCACCGAGGGCAUCGCCACUCCCGACCUCCACAGUGCUUGGAUUGGAGCCGCCUCGGCGCCGCCAGACUCCCCAGCAAGAUGCCGCGCUCUUUCCUGGUGAAGAAGCAUUUCUCGGCCAGCAAGAAGCCCAAUUACAGCGAACUGGAAAGCCAGACUGUGAUUGUCUCCCCGUGUUUGUAUGAGAAGUACCCCAUCUCUGUCAUCCCCCAGCCUGAUCUGCUGAGUUCUGGUUCCUACUACCCUCCACUUGUAUGGGACACAGGGCUGCUCUCCAAUUUCUUCACCUCUGAGCCGGAGUACAAGAAAAGUGCCACUUCUCCACCCAGCCCUGGCUCCAAACCUCUGGAUCUGACCUCCAGCGAAGAAGAGGAUGGCAAGACAACCUCUGACCCGCCCAGCCCAGCUUCUUCUGCCACCGAAGCGGAGAAAUUCCUCUGCAGCCAAUGCAACAAGUCCUACUCCACCUUUGCAGGCCUUUCCAAGCACAGACAAUUGCACUGCGACUCCCAAGCCAGGAAAUCUUUCAGCUGCAAAAACUGUGAGAAGGAGUAUGUGAGCCUGGGAGCUCUCAAGAUGCACAUCCGAAGCCAUACCCUGCCCUGCGUGUGUAAAAUUUGCGGCAAAGCCUUCUCCAGGCCUUGGCUCCUGCAGGGCCACAUCAGAACGCACACUGGCGAGAAACCGUUUUCCUGCACACACUGCAACAGGGCUUUUGCCGACCGCUCCAACCUCCGAGCCCACCUGCAGACUCACUCGGACGUCAAGAAGUACCAGUGCAAAACCUGCUCCAGGACUUUCUCCCGCAUGUCACUUCUCCACAAACAUGAAGAAACGGGCUGCACUGGGGCGCGCUGAGAGAUCUUCCCUCUUGCAUCUUAGGAAAAGAAGAAGAAAAAUGCUAAGGACUCUCCUCCAUGCCAAUGCAUAUAUUGUAACUAGCGCCUGUAGGAAUAUAGUUUUUCCCAUUUGAGUUCAGCUGCCAGGGCAAAACUUGGUUUCUACAUGCUUCAGUGACAUUCAGGAUACUUCUCCCUCUCUCUUUAGUUUAAAAGUCUGGUUCCGCACCCCCUGGCCACGGCAGAAUGCCUCUUGGUUUAGGCAGGAUAAGGCUGGUUUGCAGAAAAAAGCGUUCUGAUGUUUUAUUAGUGUAAGGACCCUUCGGAAUGUGCUCAGCAUCUCCCAGUAUUGAGCCUUGCACCAAGCUGGCCUGAAGGACCACAGUAUAUAUAUUUUUUAUUUCUGGGGGUGUUGGGGGAAGAAAAAAAUAAUCUGCUGUUAACUGUUGACCCUGAAUUGAUAUGCCUCUCAAGGAGGACAAAAGCAAAAUGUUUCCAACCCCCACUCAAUUCUCUCUUGCUGGAAGCCUUGUAUAUACCCCCCCCCCAAAAAAAAACACCCUCCCGAGAAGGUGUAACUCUGCAGUAAUACAGUAUUGCAUUAGCUCUGAGGCAGCUGCUUCCCCCACCAGCACAAUGAUAAUUUGCAAUGCCUCAAAGAUUAACAAUGUCUAUAGAAGGCCCUGGGUAGCCAUUUCAAACAAGACUCCUGUUUACAGAGCAGCUAUGCACUCAAGCACCUGUUAAUAUGACUUCUUUUAACAACUGCUUUUCAAAAGAACUGUGACUAAUAGCAGGCACUUGUCAGGCGAUACAAUAGCAGCCUGUGUAGAGAGGCUGCCCAUUGACAGGUGUGUGCCAAAAGAACUAUUUAUGGUUAUUGACAGGUGCCUCCUGAAUGCAUCUUUCUUUUGUACAUUGUUUCCACAUCAUAAACAACAGAAAAAAAGAGAAAAGAGUAUGUUUACAUUUCAAAGGUACACUGGUAUUUAUAUAUUUUUGUGCCACGAUUUUAUACUGAUUCAAAACUUUUUUUAUAUAUAAUUAUAUACAAUUUAUUGAUAUUCAAUAAAAUGGUUAAUUUAUAAUCUGGUCUUGUGCUAUUACUCAGCUUUCUGGCGACUUGUAUUCCAGUGUAAAAUUGCAUGCUUUAACGCUGCGGAAGUUAGUUGUGGUUAAAUCCCUACAAGUUAGUCUU